This is a messenger RNA of Mercenaria mercenaria, 17744 nucleotides long. Its product is annotated as serine-rich adhesin for platelets-like. NCBI's taxonomy places the organism in Eukaryota, Metazoa, Mollusca, Bivalvia, Venerida, Veneridae. Gene Ontology annotation, molecular function: protein dimerization activity. Bases 148 to 7167 code for a protein of 2339 amino acids. The record is from RefSeq and is a predicted model, not a curated record. The transcript has 9 exons.
AGUGAUUUCGAGGCUGAUGAUUAAAAUUAAUGACGUCAUAGAAAAAUGGCGGCCACCAAAGACAUAAUGGAAUCGCUGGCAGUUAGUUGUUUAAUGUGUUGCAAAAAUGCCCUAAAAAUUGAUGUUUAAUUGUUCACACAAUCAAGGAUGGAUACAUCAUCAACAACAACACCUGACAAACAUGGGUCUGAGACUUCACAGUCGCUGGAUUCCAGCCAUCAGAAGACAGACUCAGGAAAUCCUGUGCAAGUGACUUGUCAGCGUGAAAGGCGGAGACGAGAACACAAUGAUAUGGAGAAAAAGAGAAAAGAACAGAUUAAAGCUUGUAUCUGUAAGAUGGGUGAACUUCUGCCUCCAAACUACAUCACUAGUGAAAGACAUAGCACGUUAGAGAUUGUUGAGAAGUCACUUGCAUACAUGAGAGAAAUGAAAGAAGCUAAAACUAAAUUCACAGGCACAGAAGAAAGUUUACAACAAGAGGUUGCCAUCUUGAAAGCUGAAAGGGACAAGUUCUCUGAAAUAAUCAAAGCUGCUGGUCUAUCUACAGAAUCUAUUCCCACCAAUGGUGUUAGCUCCACAACAGAUGUCAAAGAUGAAAGUCCGAAGCCAAAGAACAAAACAAAGAAACGUAAUACUCUCAAUGCCCACCUACAGCAGCUACAAGAACAAAGAGAAAAACAACAACAACAGGAAAUGAUCUCAUCAUCAGUGUCUGUAUCAGACGACACUGCUGGAAACUUACCACAGAAUCAGUUAAUGAACAUGCCAGGUGGUGCGUUUAUCAAUGGACAAAAUGUCAUGUUUAAUCCGAUGAUGAAUCAGUUCAUGAUGCCGGGAAUGAUGGGAAAUGGGAACCAGAUGAUGCCAAACCUCGGACCAAUGGGAGUCAUUGGUGCUGGUUCCAGUACUGGCAUGCCAGGUGUUGCUAAUAAUAACAUUGCAAAUCCGAUAGGUCAAAAUUCAAACCCACAAAGUGAUCAGAAUACAGGCAAUAUGAACAAAUCAGCAGAUGAUUCCGAUGCAGGAUUAUUACAGCUGGCAAUGCAGGAUGCUGGAAUCACUCCUGGUAGUAACUCGGGACAGCAGAGUUCCUCGGCAUUGACUCCAUCUGUGUCAGAGACUGCGCAGGAAGCAGAAUCUAGCUCCUCUCAGAACAAUGCUUUACAAACACUCGCAUCAGUUGCUACUAGUGAUCAUAUUUUCUCCACGGAAAAUAGUUCUACAGACAACCAGUCUACAACAGCAUCAGGGACUGGUUCUUUGACUGGUAGUGCAUCAAAUAUGCCCAUGAUGACAAGUACGCAGUCUGGUUUACAACCAAUGUUACAGACUAGUAAUAGUGCUCUCAUAAAUAUGCCAAUGUUAGGGAACCCAACUGGACUGCCAGGACAACAACAACAACAGCAGCAGCAGCAGCAGAUGCAGCAGAUUAUGUUCAUAAAUGAUCAAGGGAUACCCAUGAUUGCCAAUGUGCCUGUGGGUAUGGACCCAAAUAAUCCAAACAUGUUUAAUAAUUCUCAGAAACCAGGAAUCAUGCCUGGUAUGAAUCAAACAAAUCUUAUAAAAGACCAGACAGGAAAUAUGGACCAGAAUGCACUUGCAUUAGCACAGCAGCAGGCAAACAUGGCAGCGUUACAAAAUCAGUUACUUGGACAAAACGCUGGCAACAACCUUCCCAAUAUGCCGUUUCAACCUCAAAACUUGCUGCAAGGAAAUAUCAUACAGACGCCAAAUGGUCAGUUGUUGCAGCAGAUAGGACCUCAGAUAAAUGGUCAAGGUCAGCUGCUAGGAAUGCCGGGUCAGGGUCAGGGACUAGUUGUUGCUGGGCAACAAGGUCAGCUGACCUUAAAUACAAUGCCCAGUCAACCAAAUCAGUUACCGUCUGCCUUGAUACUGCCAAAUGGUCAAAUCAUUCCUGUGGUUACAAACCCAGGUAAUGUUGUAUCACAGCCAGGAAUCACUUUAAGUCAAGCGCAACUAACUCAGCCAAGAAUGUCAGGGCCUCAGAUGCAACCAGCAAUGGAUGGUCAGAUUAUAUCAGGGCCAAACAGUCAAGGUUUAUUGAUUCCGGCAGCGUCUGUGGGUCAGGUUGGGACGUCAAGCACAGCAGCAACUCUUAGUACUAGUGUGGUACCAACUUCAGCAAUACAGACCGUUAUGACUUCACAAAUACAGGGCUCAACAGUUCAAACACAGAAACCAAUUUCUUCUUCACUACCAGGUCCUCUGCCUAAUGUCUCAAAUAGCAACCAGCCUAAAAUAGUUAGCAUUCCACCUGGGGCACCAAAUGUUGGAAGUGGUGGUAUAGCGGCUAAUGGGAAGCCAUCUGGUACGCCUAUCCUUCUGAGCCUGCCAAUCAAUGGUCAGCCCACCACUGUACUGCUAGAUCCGGUAACCAUGCAGGUUUUAGGUACGGUUCAACCAGGUCAGCAGCCUGUUCCGCAACAACCUUCAGCUGCUGUCAGUGGAGUUCCCACUACAGCUGCCGUGCAACCACCAGUCAGUGCGCAACCCGGUGCAACAGCAAAUAAGAACAAAAAUAAAAAUAAUGCCAAUCAGCGAGCCAUAUGUCCGAAACCCCUUGGUGGAGAAGGCUUUAACCGCCAGUCAACUCCUGUUAAGAAGAAGAGGCCUCCACCGAAAACUGCUAACAAAACCAAGGAAACUGCACAAGCAGAUUCUUUGUCUGAAUCUCUGCAGAUACAAAUUCCAGAGUCUACGACAGAUCCUGAAGUUUCUUCAGCAGUGUCUUCAGAAUCUACAGAUAUUCUUGCUAAAGCAGCUGAAUCAAUCUUCUCUCCACCUGCAGGAGAAGUUGCAGGUGUUGGAGGAGCAUUUUACAAUCCUGCAAAUGAAGAUAACCCUCUUCAUAUAGACACAAGUGCAACUGAAGUGGAAGACGAUUUAAAAUCUCCAAGUAAACAAUCGAAAAAACUUACUAAUGUAAGUGUUGCAAAUACUGGAACGUUAGAAGAUAAUGUGCUAGGUCUGAAUUCAGUUGCUGAAGGAGCAAAGGCAAUAAAUGUAUCGAAGGUUGUGAAUAAUGCUGGAAAAAGUGAGGAAUCAAAUGCUGAUAAUGUGACUUCUCUGUCAGUAACCCUCGAGGAAAUUGCUGGAAUGCAGUUCAGUGAAAGUGUUACAAAUAUAUCUGACAAAAACAGUGAGAUAAUGGUGGUUAGUGAAACCAAUAAAGUUAGUAAGAAAAGUAAACCAAGUUCGUCAAAAAGUAGCGAAAAUAAAAAGGAAACUGAAACUAAAUCUGGUCACAGAUCUGGUGGUUCAAAAAAUAAAUCUUCGAAAAAACUAGUAGCAGAAAAAAGUAGUGUUUUAGAAUUAGAAAAAGUUGAUUCAGAUUCACAAAUGGAUAUUGAGAGUACUUUGAUACAUAUCCCAGACAAUAUUACAUUCAGUGAGAAUGAUUUAUCAGAUGUUUUGGAUCAGGUCGAACAGUUAGGAAGUUCUGUGUCAGAAAGUGCAAAUAAAGGUCAAGCAUCAGCCAAAAAGUCAAAAUCUAAGAGAAGUAAAGCUGCUGAUCCAGAAAGUGAACCGAGUUCUAAAAAACGUAAAAGUAGCAAAGAUGUAAAAGAUAGUUCUAAAAGUAAUACGCCAGCAAAGGAAAUACUCAGUAUGCCAUCGUCAUUAUCAGUGUAUGAUUUUGACGAUUCAGACGAUAUUGUGCCAUCAAUUUUACCUCUUAAUGGUAAAGAUUUUACUGCCCUAUCUUCCACUCCUACGAAAACGGAAUUAGGUGUUACCGACUCUGAAGACUCACAAAAAAGUGAAACAAAGUCGAAAAAUAGUGCUCAAACUAAGACGAAGAAAAGUUCAAAAAGUGCUAAGAGUUCAAAAGACAAUGAAGUCAGUUCACAGAAGGUUGUGAGUGAUGAUCAGUCAAAUAGUUUGUUAUUUGAAAUGAAAGAUCUAACAGAUAGUGAUAAGAAAACAUAUGAAAAUAAAGAAAAUAAAUCUGACACUAAUAACCAGACCAAAGUAUCUGCAGCUCUACCAAGCAUGCCGGAGAUUGACACCACAACAAGUCUCUUUGGGUUUCCAGUUCCAAAAAAAUUACAGCGUCCUGACAUGUCGUCUCGCGCUCAGCCGACUCCGAAAAUUGUGUCUCAAGUAUCACCAAAGCCAAGCUCACAACCUAACACUCCUUUAGUUUCACCAAAACAACCCAUGACUUCACCAAAAACUGUACCUGGUAUGGUUUCUCCCUUACAGAACAGUUUCUCACCUGAACUUGUCUCUCCAAAACUUAGUAUUGUCUCUCCUAUUCAGGGGAUUCUUCCAGAAAACGAUAAUGUUACGUCUUCACCAAAGCAUUACACGGAAAUGUCACCGAUAAAAAAGCGAACACCCCCAGAGAAACUGGAAAGUAUGAAAGUUAGCUCAUUUAGUGCCUUAAAUUCUGUGCCAUUGUCAGAUGCUUCCACCGAUUCAUUUACUCCAAUGGAUAGUAGUAAACCAGCUGUAAGUUCACAACCCAUGGGUGUGAUAACAUCUGCAAAAACACUGCCACCAUCUGUUCCUGAAUCGAACAAACAGAGUAACGAACCUAAAGUUCCAAAUGAGCCAAAUACUGUGUUAAAGAAGAAUGUAUCGGAAAACGUUCAAAGCUUGCCGAGUAGCACUCAGUCGUCAAAUGUAGGACAGAAGCCGCCAAACAGCGGAAGAAAUUCUUCUACAAAUGUGGAAAACAAAUUCAAUGUUACAAGUGUUCCUGCAUCUAAUGCAAAUAGUAUGCCAGUUUCUGCUCAAAGACCAUCUCAAACUUCAGUUAAUUCCUCGCAAAAUAAUAGGUUUGGAAAUCAGUUCAACAGUGAUCCGGUUUAUGGUUCGCUAUCAGGCAUGAAUAAUAGAUCUGUACCCAAGGACACUACUGCUCGCUCAAAUGGUGGAAUGAAUAAUUUUUCAGUACCAUAUUCAGCUGACUCGAUAUUCAGCUCGCAUGCAGAAAAGGUGAUAAAAUCACCACCAAAUGUGAACAUAUCGACUUUAAAUGUUAAACCAGACACUUCUAAUUUGUCAAAGUUAAGAAACACAGGUAAUCCCUACUCAGUUGAUAGUUUUGUACAGUCUAGUAGGGAAGAAGGCAUAAGACCAAGACCAGACACAAUUGGAGCUCACUCAGACUUAAUCAGCAACAACGACUUAGCUAACACGACAAAUGACUUUUCACGAUUGCAGUCGGAGAGCUCACCAGAUGGAUUUAAUUUUGCAAACAUAGGUCUGAAUCUGCAGCCUAUCACAAGUAAUAUACCGGCCAGUUUUAUGGACACAUCAAGCACGACAACAUCCAACAUGUCAUCAUCAUUUUCAUUUUCCUUAUCGUCAACAUCAUCAACAGUAACGACAAGUGCAGGUGGUAUUGGUCAUCAUCAGUUUCCAUUUUUUCCGCCAGUUUUAUCGUCUUCUUCAAAUGUGCCAUCUUCACAGACCAGUCUGCCAGCAACAAUGUCAAAUAUGGAGAUGUUUGAUCAAAACAAUAGUGGUAACAAUGUCAUACAAAGAAAUAACACAGUCAUGCAUCAAAGUGGCAAUAAUUUGCCAAGAGGCGACAACAGUCAUAUUUCUAGAGUUGAUUCAAGUAACGUACCAAGGGGCGAGCCUCUGCAGAGAAAUGAUAAGGGGCCGCCACCAAUCAGGUCAGAUGACAGUAAUCGAGAGCAGGGAACCAACCCAUCAUGCAGCAAGCAGAAAAUGCCUAAAGGACAGGGUCCGGCUAUUAUACAAGAACCGUUUUCAUCAUUCCCAAACACAAGCGGUGGGCCAGACAACAAUUUCUUCCAUGAUUCACAAAUGAAAUCUAACGUGGGUAAAAGUCCAACUGAACAAAUGAGAAAGCCGCCACCACAGGAUAAAAUGAUGGAGAUGAAUAGUUCGCAUUCCCGCAGUAGUAGCACACAGUCUUCUAUGUCAGAUAAGAGGGGCAAUACCAUGGAUAGAUCUCCUCAGAUGAUGAACAAUUCCCAGCCUUAUUAUCAGUCAAAUUACCCGUCUUCCAAAUCUUUGAACACUCCACCUUUGCACCAUAUGAUGCCCCCAGAUGAAAGAGGGAGAACCAUGACAAACAGAUCACCUUAUGACACCCCAUUUCCCCCACCCCCAUCUUCUCAAGGUUUUAAUGCCAUGGGUCCAAGUUACAGAUUUGAUAGUGGGCCACCAAGCUUUAGUAGGGAUAAUUCUGGAACUCAACCAUUGAGUCAUACCCCUGUUAAUUCUGGAGGCAGGAAGUCUGCAAAUCCUCCUCCCCCUGCUCAAACAUCUGUGGUUAAACCUCCCCAAAAACAAUCUGCUCCUCCACUAGUGCCAAUGGGUGGGCCUCCACAAGCACCCCCAUCGCAGGCUCCAAGGCCUACACCUCAGAGUCACAGAGCAACUACGCCCCAUGGCAACCAGGCAGGUCCCACUCCCACACCAACUGGGGUCAGUCAGUCAAGGCAGUCGAAACAGCCUUCCCGUAACUCCAAGCCACCUUCAUCAAAGAAGUCAAAGACCUUGCCAUUUAUGGAAGUGGACAGUAAUUUGUCAAACUCCAUAUUUGAGACUAAUAGGAGUAUGACUCCAUUCUUCCCAACUAUGCAAAAUCUUUCUCCACAAUCUAGGAUGCAACAUGAAGGGUCACCAUUCCUUCCUGGUAAUUUCUUUGGUCCUGGGCCAAGGUUUCCUAAUUCCAACACACCUAUGCCAAAGAAUUCAGACAUUGGUGCCCCAUUUAACCCAUUAUUCCCUCCAAGAGGGGCUCAGAAUGGUCUAGGUUUAAACUUUCAGCCUGGGUUUGGAAUGAACAUGAAUCCAUUACAUGGUAACCAUGGAAAUGCCCCACAACUAACUCCACACACAGCUCCACACAUGGCUAAUUUCAAUUUAAACAACAUUUUCUCAGAUGGUGCAUCACAAAAUGAGUCUUCCCUCAACAUCUCGCCAAUAAAAUUCCCCCAUACUAACACAAUGUUACAACAUCAGGGCAUGGAACAUAACGCCAUGCAACACCAUCAUCAGUACAACAGGGGUCAUCCAUCAGUCAUGUCUAUAAAUAGCAUCCUGGGGCCCAAUCACCAUGGUUUUGAUGGAAGAAUGAACACGUCCAUGGCGGGUCCGUUCCACAGUCAUGGCCACCCAUCUUUCAUCCCACCCCUGAAUUUCUCCAUGCAUGACCAUUAAAUGUUAUUAUCGGUUUAUAAUGCAGUUGCAAGGUUUAUUUGGCAGUGGACAUGAUUGUACAAGUCUAAGUUAUUUUUAGUUUGUUCAACUGUGUGUAUUCUACAGGAAAAAAACUGACAAAAAAUUAAUGUACAAAAUAAUUUUUUAUGGAGAUUUUUAAGUAUUUUUUUUGUACAGUUAUACAUAGGUUGUGCUUACUGGAGAUAUAAGCUUAAUGUUUACUAAUCACGUGCUAAUAUGAGAUGAAUUUCCUAUGAAGAAAUUAUGUAAAAGUAACAUUUUACUGACUCGAAUUGAAUUAUACUUUAGUUGUUACUGACAAAAAGUGAUCACAGACUUGAAAAAACCUGAUUUUAUUUUUAACAUUGUUGGGAGACUUUGUAUGCUUUUUUAAAAACAAUUUGAUAUAUCCAAGCCAAAGCUUGAUUUAUUUAAUUACAUGUUAAAUUAAUAUAACUAUUAUACACAGAUUUAUAUCAUUUUUAUCAAACAGAAUCAUCGUAAGUGUAUGUAUAAUUGUGGUGUUAUUGGACUUUGUGAUUCUUAUCUCCCAUGAGCUUUAGGUUGGGUUGUGCUCUGUCCAGUAUCUAUUUUCUGUGUAGUAACAAUUUAUUUGUUGUUUUAUUUUAUCAGAUUUGGUAAAUUUUUGUUGAUGGAUUGUACAGUUGGUCAAAACUAGCUCAUCAGGUCAGAAAUCAGGCUGCCAGGUCAUAAACUAGCUCACAAGGUCAGAAAGUCAGCUAGUUGAUUAUUCUUGUCUGUUACAGCAAGGAGCAGAUAGGUCAUAAACUAGCUCACAAGGUUAGACUGCAAGGAGCAGAUAGGUCAUAAACUAGCUCACAAGGUUAGACUGCAAGGAGCAGAUAGGUCAUAAACUAACUCACAAGGUUAGAAGUCAGCUCGCCAAUUAUUCUUGUCUGUUACAGCAAGGAGGAAAAAGGUCAUAAACUAGCACAUCAGAUCAGAAAUCACCUGCCAUUUGAUCUUGUCUGUAAUAGCAAGGACCAGUCGGAUCAAAAACUAUCUCACCAUGUCAGAAAUCAGCUUGCCAAUUAAUUUGGUUGAUUAAAUUAAGGACUGAUGGUGUGGGGGUAGGGAUGUGUGUUGGUUUUGGUCUUUAGGGUUUUUGUUACCCUUUCUGUAGAGGAGAAAACAUUAAAUUUCAGAUAUAUCUAUUUAAAUUAAAUUUACUUUAUCUACUGGUUCUCUGUGCAGACAUCUUUUGGUGUCUUAAUUUAGUUUGAUAAAAAUGCACAAAAGAAACCGUAUCAAAUUAUGGUCAGAAACUGGUCUGUUUAGAGUUGAGCAGUUCUCUUAUUUUAGAUAAUUAUCAUUAUUUGAAUAUCAUUUAUUCAUAUUAAUAAGUAAUAUAAAGAUAAUAAAGAUUUACAAAUGUUUGAUAAUGAAACAGGAUAUGAUACUGUUCCCCAGUAUUGUUCGAUUAUAUCAUGUCUGCUUACAUGUACAUAUAAUAUUGUUGCAGUUUAUUUUUUGCAUCCAUGACAAGAAUAUCAAAGGAUCAUACAUUUUUACAAGCAAUAUUACUGAAGUUUUCUUGUUAUAAUUUACUUUGUUAUUUUUGUGCUAAGCCUUUGCUGGUCUUGUGUCGUUUACAAAAGAACUAGAUUAUUAUCGGUAUUCAUGUAAAAGCCCAGGCAGGAUAUUGUUUUUUUGUACAUAAUUGUAAAAGCAUUGCAACACUUUUACAUCUGAAAUAUUAAUAUGUAUUAAAGGAAAAUAUGUGUUGUUUUUUGAAGGGGUUCAGCAAUAGCUUUUUAACAUUUUACUCUGUGAAUAAAAGGAAGCAAACAGAAAUAAUUUUAUCAGUAAAAUUCUUCCUAUAAAAGCUAUUACAUGACAAUUUAUGGUACAUCAAAAAUAAAUGAAAAAUGAUCAAAUGAAAUAUCUGACAAUAUUUAUUAUGCCCCCAACUUCGAAGUUUUCUUUUGUUGGUUGUCAAUAAUUAGAAAAUGCUUGAUUCCCAAUGCUCGGACUUCAUAGGGUGAUUGCAUGUGGUCAGUAGAUGACCUCAUUGUUUGCAAGAAUGGGGCAGUAGAUCACAGGUAAAGGCCAUAGUGACCUUUUAGACUGAAAACUUUUUGAGGCCAAUGAUUAAAGAAGGUUUUAGCCUACAGUUGUUGAAAUUAAUAGGAAGAUUACCUGUGGUCAGUAAGUGAGUCGUUUAAUUUGAGCCGUGCCGUGGGAAAACCAACAUAGUGGGUUUGCGACCAGCAUGGAUCCAGACCAGCCUGCGCAUCCGCGCAGUCUGGUCAGGCUCCAUGCUGUUCGCUAACAGUUUCUCCAAUUCCAAUAGGCUUUAAAAGCGAACAGCAUGGAGCCUGACCAGACUGCGCGGAUGCGCAGGCUGGCCUGGAUCCAUGCUGGUCGCAUACCCACUAUGUUGGUUUUCCCAUGGCACCGCUCAUUUGGUCAAAGGUCACAGUGAUCUCAAGACUAGAAAUAGUUUCUGCUCUAUAACUAAAGCCCACUUAGCUCAACAAGGAGAGUGCAGGUCGCGUGGUCCUGAGUUUGAUCCCUGGGUGGGCCGUAUGUUCUCUGUGACAAUUUGAUAAAAGACAUUGUGUCUGAAAUCAUUCGUUCUCAACCUCUGAUUCAUAUGGGGAAGUUGGUAGUUACUUGCGGAGAACAGGUUUGUACUGAUACGGAAUCCAGGAACACUGGUGAGGUUAACUGCCUGCUGUUACAUAACUGAAGUACUUUUGAAAAAUGGUGUUUAAACCCAAAACAAACAAACCAUAACUAAAGAAUGCUUUAGCCUUCUCAAAUGAUUGCCUGUGGUCAGUAGAUUACCCCUAUUGUUUCAACAGUCAGUAUAUCAAAGGUCAAGGUCGCAGUGUCUUCAAGUUUAAAACUGUGUCUGCUCAAUAACUAAAGAAUGCUUUGGCCUACAGUCCUCAAACUUCAUAGGAUGAUUGCCUGUGGUCAGUAGAUAACCUCUAUAAUUUUGGUGAGCAGAAGGUCAAAGGUCAAGGUCAUUGUUUCUGCUAGACUGAAAACAGUUUCUUAGAGGAAUUUUAUAUCCAUCAUUCAAAAAAAGAACCUUUUAUGAAAAGAUAAUUGGUCAAUAUUUAUUAUAAAAUGUCAUUAAGUAUAUACCAAAGACUUUUAAGUUUUCCCGAACUUCAGUCACUAGUUGAAAUGUGAAUAUAAGCUGUGUGAAUGAAUACCAGAUGUUUUUGAUUGAAUGUCUAGUAGUAGAGUUGAAAUCCCAUAAAAACUUACAGACUGUCAAAAGUGCGAAAAUGGUGCUAUAACCUGUAUAUAAGAAAGUGUAUAUUAUGAAAUUUUUUUUGUACAUUUGUUGAAUGAGAACUGGAACUGAUCAGAGAAUUUUAGUAACAUUUUAGGUAGAUUUUUAUACAUUAAUGCCAGUUAGAAUGCAAUUAAAUAAAAUGAUUCUAUAUAUAUAUUUAUUCUAUAUACUAAAGGUAUGCUUUUAAAAUGAGUUUGUAAUGUUGAUGCAGAAUUAGUAAUUGUGUAGCUAAUCAAUUUUAUCACAUAAAAGUCUUUUAUGUCAGUAAUACUGUAAAUAUGUUUUUUCAAUCUGUGCUUUGAAAACUUUUAAUUUUUUUAACGAUGUAUAAACUAUUUUUUAGCUCACCUGAGCAAUGCUCAGGUGAGUUUUUCUGAUCGCUCGAUGUCCGGUGUCCGUCGUCUGUCUGUCGUCUGUCUGUCGUCUGUCUGUCAACAUUUAGCUUGUGUAUGCGAUAGAGACUGUAUUUUUCAACUGAUCUUCAUGAAAAUUGGUCAGAAUGAUUACCUUGAUGAAAUCUAGGCCGAGUUCGAAAAUGGGUCAUCUGGGGUUAAAAACUAGGUCACUAGGUCAAAUCAAAGAAAAACCUUGUGUAUGCGAUAGAGGCUGUAUUUUUCAAUUAAUCUUCAUGAAUUUUGGUCAGAAUGAUAACCUUGAUGAAAUCUAGGCCGAGUUCGAAAAUGGGUCAUCUGGGGUUAAAAACUAGGUCACUAGGUCAAAUCAAAGAAAAACCUUGUGUAUGCGAUAGAGGCUGUAUUUUUUAAUUAAUCUUCAUGAAUUUUGGUCAGAAUGAUAACCUUGAUGAAAUCUAGGCCGAGUUUGAAAAUGGGUUACCUGGGGUCAAAAACUAAGUCACUAGAUCAAAUCAAAAUAAAACCUUGUGUAUGCGAUAGAGGCUGUAUUUUUCAAUUAAUCUUCAUGAGUAUUGGUUAGAAUGAUUAUCUUGAUGAAAUCUAGGCCGAGUUUGAAAAUGGGUCAUCUGGGGUCAAAAACUAGGUCACUAGGUCAAAUCAAAGAAAAACCUUGUGUAUGCGAUAGAGGCUGUAUUUUUCAAUUAAUCUUCAUGAAUUUUGGUCAGAAUGAUUGCCUUUAUGAAAUCUAGGUCUUGUUCGAAUAUGGGUCUUCUGGGGUCAAAAAGUAGGUCACUAGGUCAAUUCAAAGGAAAAGCUUGUAUAUGCGAUAGAGGCUGUAUUUUUUAAUUGAUCUUCCUGAAAUUAAGUCCAAAAUGAUAACCUUAAUGAAAUCUAGGCAGAGUUUGAAAAUGGGUCAUCUUGGGUCAAAAAGUAGGUCACUAGGUCAAAUCAUAGAAAAACCUUGUGUAUGCGAUAGAGGCUGUAUUUUUCAAUUAAUCUUCAUGAAUUUUGGUCAGAAUGAUUAUCUUGAUGACAACUAAGCCAAGUGCGAAAACGGGUCAUCUGGGGUCAAUAACUAGGUCACUAGGUCAAAUCAAAGAAAAACCUUGUGUAUGCGAUAGAGGCUGUAUUUUUCAAUUAAUCUUCAUGAAUUUUAGUCAGAAUGAUUGCCUUUAUGAAAUCUAGGUCAAGUUCGAAUAUGGGUCCUCUGGGUUCAAAAAGUAGGUCACUAGGUCAAUUCAAAGGAAAAGCUUGUAUAUGCGAUAGAGGCUGUAUUUUUCAAUUGAUCGUCCUAGAAUUAAGUCCAAAAUGAUAACCUUAAUGAAAUCUAGGCAGAGUUUGAAAAUGGGUCAUCUUGGGUCAAAAAGUAGGUCACUAGGUCAAAUCAUAGAAAAACCUUGUGUAUGCGAUAGAGGCUGUAUUUUUCAAUUGAUCUUCAUGAAAUUUGGUCAGAAUGAUAGUCUUGAUGAAAUCUAGGUCAAGUUCGAAUAUGGGUCUCGUACUCUGGGGUCAAAAAUUAGGUCACAGGUCGAAUCAAAGAUAAUACUUAUUUAUACUCAAGAUUUUUGCUCCAAUUUUAAUGAUAAUUUGUCAGAAUAUUUUUUCCAUGAAAUCACUAGGUCAAACAUAUUUACACUGUUAUGGUGUGUUAUGGUGUGUUUCUCAGGUGAGCGACCUAGGGCCAUCUUGGCCCUCUUGUUUAAAGUUGCACUAGAUUUUUUUUUUUUUUUUUGCAAUAUCAUCUCAUUUUUGUCUGUUCAAAAAUUAUCAUUGCGGUAAGUACAGAAGCUGCUACCUGUUACGUCCCGUUCCAGAAAAGUUCCGCUGUCUUUUUUCCGACUAUACUUCAUUUCAUUCCAUCCUAGAUUUAUUUAGAUUAUGUUUAUUGUUCUCAAGGCGCUUUGUCUAAUUUUGUGUUAUCAGCUGUAACUUUAAUGAACUUUCUGAUUUCGAAUGUUCUUUUAGCAAUAUGUACUUUUUUGCUAUAUAUGGGCCUGCACAGUUAGCUCAGGAGAUGGUGCAUAGGGUUGUAAAUUGCAAGUCAGUAAAUUUUUAGUGAACACCCCUUUGAAUUAUAAGUGGUACUGUCCAAAUUAAAUGCUGGACCAGCCCAUUUCAGAAAUUUAGUAGGGUUAAGGUUAAGCUUGUAAUUUUUGUUUUAGGAGCAGUUGUCACAAGAUUUUCAAAAUGAGAAGUGCAUUGCAUAAGCGUUUCCAUUUGUUCGUUUUGCUCAAAUCUUGGUGAAAAAUAACUUUUACUGUGAGGAGUUUAUGUUUUCAGAUCAGAAAGUCUUAAUUCCUGGAAGAAGUCCCGGUUUAGUAAAAUAUAAUCAUGCAGGGCAUUGCACUUUGUUUAUUUUUGUGUGUGCUUUUUUCAUUGCCUGAUAUGCAGUUUUUCAGUGUUUGUCCUUAUCUAAACAGGUGCAUUUGCCUGACAUUUAUGUUAUGUAGAACAAAGUAUCUUUGUGUUCGUAAUGUAUAUAAUAUAGAACAAUUCUUCAAUGUAAAUUUAGUACAGUUCAUUGAAUUAUUACUGAUUUAAGGUAGCGGAACUGUAAUGACACUGGACAAUUUCCGUUUGAGUUCAUAUUCUGAUUAGGCAGUUUGGCAUACAAGGAAUGGUUUCCUUUACAACCAGAGAAUGCAGAAACCACUGAGAAAAUGUAAUCGAAUGAUUUUCAUUAACCAGAGAACGCAGAAACCACAAACGGAGAAAAUGUAAUCGAUUGAUUUUCGUUACAGGUCCACUAUCUUAAAAAGGUGAUUUUUACAGUCAAGACAAUGAACAUUGUUAAAAGGAAGGUAGAUCUGAUUUUUAGCUCAACUAUACGGAGUAUAAGGAGAGCUAUCCUACUCGACCCGGAGUCUGCAUCCUUCCGCGUCCCCACCUUGGUUAAAGUUUUUUUUACACUUUCUCUUUUUUCUUCUUAUCUCUGUUAUUACUUGAUGGAUUUGAUUCAAACUUAAAAUAGUUAUUCCUCAUCAUCACCCACAUCAUCUGACAUAAGGGCCUUAACUCUGGCACCAAUAUUUCAUGAUUUAUCCCUUUUCACUUAGAUUUUCAGGUUAAAGUUUUGAUGCACUUUCACACUAUCUCUGUUAUUACUGAAUGGAUUUGAUUCAACACCAUCACCCACAUCAUAUGACACAAGGUGCAUAACUCUGGCACAAAUUUUUCAUGAAUUAUUCCCCCGUUUUACUCAGAAUUUCAGGUUAAAGUUUUGAUGCACUUUCACUCUAUCUCUGUUAUUACUGAACGGAUUUGAUUCCUACUUAAAAUUGUUGUUCAACAUCAUCACCCACAUCAUAUGACAUAAGGUGCAUAACUCUGGCAUCAAUUUUCAUGAAUUAUUCACCCUUUUUACUUAGAAUUUCAGGUUAAAAUUUUGAUGCACUUUCACACUAUCUCUGUUAUUACUGAAUGGAUCCACCAUUGGAGUCAUUAAACACUCCAGUGACAGCUCCAGUUUCCUCAGAUGUGCCCAGUUUCAGUAUCCAGCAUCGAAAUAAUGGAGCGCGCUGUCUCCUGUGACGGCUCUUGUUUUUGUUUUUUUUUGUAUGAAAUCUUGAAAUAUGAAUUACAUUUUGUAAUGUUCUUGUUUUUCUAAAUGUUGGCAUAUAUUCUCUGUGAUACCUUGUUGUUAACCUACCUCUUUAUUCUACAACCCUAAUCUCUUUUUAAUAUCCUUCUUAGGCUUUCAUGAAAAAAAUAUUUGUUUGCGUUAACACGACCUACCCGUGAAAAUGGCUGCGACCCAACUUUUUUUUCUGGCCAGUCAGAUAAAAAAAAUUAUUUCCUAUAUGAUUAUAUGCAAAAAAAAAUGCCCUACCUACCUACACACACAAAAACCUUUGGGUCGCGUUACCGCAAACAAUUUUUUAAUGACGGCCUUAUCCUACUAGUAGUACCUGGUGUUACUAUAAAGCGAUAAGGAAAGAAAUACAAAAAAUACACAGUAAUACUGUGACUGUUUGCACAAAUAUAUUCACAGGUUCACUUCCAGUAACUAAGAAUUUACCCAGAUUUUCUCGUAAUUGAUAAGACAUGUAUUUGAGGACUUGUCAUAGUCAGUUCAGUUAUAUUAGUGUUAUGGUUGGUCGACCCUUCUAACUCCAUAGACUGGCAGUGCUUAGCUUCAUGGUUGGUAGAUUCUUCUCAUUCCAUAAACUGCAAUGCUUAACCAUUUCUCUGAAUAAAGGGACUUGCCUUGGGAUUUUCCCUUAAAGUUUUGAAAAUGAGAAAACACUUGAAUUUAACAAAGAGGUGAAACAAUGUACUGUUUAUACUCGGCUAUAUGGGAGAGCACUUAUAAGACGGGGCAUUUCAGACAAUGCUAAUUUAAAUGCACACUGAUUAAUUAUUAAAUAUUUAGGCAAUUUCUCUACCAUGUUUUUCAUGGGGUAAAAUUUGCUUUGAUUAAUGAUGAUAUUUGGCUUGUGACAUCAUCGAAUGGUCCUCUAUUAAGAUUGUUUAAAUUGUGCCUCUGGGAUGAAAAGAGUUCCCGCCCCGAGGGUCCCAAGUUUUACAUCGACUUACAUAGGAAAAAACUUUAAAAAUCUUCUUGUUUAAAACCACAAGGCAUAGGCUUUUGAUAUUUGGUACGUUGCCAUGCCUAGUGCUCCUCUACCAAAAUUGUUCAAAUUAUGCCCCUGGGGUGAAGAGGCCUUGCCCUGGGGGUCCCAAGUUUAACAUAGACUUGUAUAGGAAAAAAAUCUUCUUGCCUGAAAGUUCAAGGCCUAGGCCUUUGAUAUUUGUUAUGUAGCAUUGCCUUUAUGAUCGCUAACAAGAUUGUUCAUAUUAUGCCCCUCGGUUGAAAAGAGACCCCGCCCUGGGGGUCACUUUUUAUAUAGGAAAAAAUACUUCAAAAGUUGUCAGGUCAUAUUUCCUAGACUGUUUAAAUAUAAUUACCUGAUGACCCCAAGUGAUUAGGGUUGACCUUGACCUACUGACCUACUUUCUUGUUUUUUUAAGAUACAGCCUUGAAAUUUGGAUGACAUGUACAGUUUUGCACACCGAUUUUAAAACUGACUUUCAGUGACCAUGGAUGUGACCUACUGACCUACUUUCUAAAUAUUUUACUAUCAGUUUUCCAUUUGAAAUGUGGCUCAUAUUACUCAGGUGAGCGAUCUAAGGUCAUCAUGACCCUCUUGUCAAAUUGUAUCUAUACAUUUAUUAUCAUGAUAUAUAAUACUGAAUAAUUUGACAUCAAUCUCGAGGCAGUCCCUUUAAAAUCAAAUCCAACGUCCUGACUGGAAGUUGAAACUCGUUCUCUUGAAUUCCUAGCAUUUUAGUUCGAGAUAACCGAAGUUCCAUUAAACAUUGUAUUUUGUGCACGUGUUUUUGAGACAGGACUUGAAAAUAUCUUCCAGAUAGCCGGAAUUUUAAGAUAAAAGAGUUCCAAGUUAUCUAGUAUCAGCUGUAUUUUAUUGUUAUGUAAUCUAAAUACACAGGUACUACAUUCCUUGCUCUGAGCUGUAACUUACAUAUUUAAACGGAAUAGCAAAAGUUCAAUGUCCUAUACAUAUGUAUUAGCAUUGGUAAUUAAGAAUAAUAUAUUUGCAUUUAUACAUAGUUGAUGUUUGAUAAAGCUUUUUGCUAUGCUUUCAGUCUUGAUUUGUGUACUUGGCUUGCAUAUAUCAUUUAUUUAUAGAACAAAGGAUUAGUGGCAAAGCAUUUCAAAUGUCAUAAGGCCAUAUUAUAUUAUUGACUUAAAACACUGCCAUAUUUGGAAAGACGUUACCGAGUAACGUUUGUUUCAGUCUACGAAUUAACAAAUAUCAAAUAAUUGAGACUGAGUGGUUAUGUCCUAUCACAUACUUCUCUCCACUUGUCAGGACGGCUACCUCGGGCCUUUCUCCACAGAGUUGGAAAGUUGUCAGAUGAAAUUGUGUCAGUGUUACUUUAACUCCAACUUAACAAACAUAUGUAAGUAAUAGAGCUGUAAUUGAGAAAAAUUUGUUAGAAUUUAUAGAUGUAAUAACCAUUUUAUGCCCAUAUUUUGAAGAAGAGGGAGUAUACUAUAAUACUCUGGUUGGUCAAUUGGUAGACUCUUUGGUUUCCGAUAAAACAACUAAAGAAUGCUCUGAACUAUAGUGGUCAAACUUCAUAAGAUGAUUGCCUGUGUGCAGUCAUACUUCGUAACCUUAUUGUUAGUGGUCAGUAGGUGUAGUCUUAAGGUCAAAGGUUAAGGUCACAAUGAAGUGUGGUGUAAGAUAUACAGCUUGAGAAUGCUUGAAGCCUUUGACCAUCAGUCUUCGUAACAUGAUUGCCCAUGUUCAGAUGGUCAGAUGUCAAGGUCACAACAUGAUAGAGUGAAAAUUACACUGUUACCUCACCUCUAACCAUCAUGGCGGCAAUAAGUGUUUUACAAACAGCUCUUAAUUACUUACAAAUUCAUUUUCAAAUUCUUAAUAUCUUUAUUUAUUUAUUUUACCGUUAAAUUUCAGUUAUUUGUUGUGUGUUUGAAUAUGCUUUGGACUGUUUUGCAUUCAGAUAUUGAGAAAUAUUCAUUAUAGUUUCAUAAGAGAUGUACAUUUUUUUAAAGCUAAUUUUCAUGUUGCUUAUAUACCAAAUUCAGUGUGACAUUAAUUUUACUAUUGUGUAAAUUACUAAGAUCUUGUACAGAAGAUACUGUGUAUUCAUUCUCUAUGCACAGUAAGAAUGUUUUCAUUCUGUAUGUACAGAAAGAUACUGUGUGUUAAUUUGUUUACUGUGUAUUCAUUCUUUGUGUACAGUAAGAUGCUGUGUAUUAAUUCUCUGUGUACAGUAAGAUACUGUGUAUUAAUUUUUUUAUGUACAGUAAGAUACUGUGUAUUAAUUUUUAUGUACAGUAAGAUACUGUGUAUUAAUUUUUAUGUACAGUAAGAUACUGUGUAUUACAUUUUGUAUUUUGUUACUGCUCAGCCAUCUGUUCAAACAUAAUGCUUUAAGUAAAAUAGAUCAGAAUAGCA